This is a messenger RNA of Loa loa (African eye worm), 537 nucleotides long. RefSeq lists its product as hypothetical. Gene Ontology annotation, cellular component: cytosol. The record is from RefSeq and is a predicted model, not a curated record. The transcript has 5 exons. Gene Ontology annotation, molecular function: N-methyltransferase activity. Bases 1 to 537 code for a protein of 178 amino acids. NCBI's taxonomy places the organism in Eukaryota, Metazoa, Nematoda, Chromadorea, Rhabditida, Onchocercidae.
AUGAUAUACUUGGCGGAUUAUUUACCCCAAAAUCGGCAUGAAUUAUAUCGAUGGGCAAGUGGUCAAAGUUCAUUUGAUUGGACUCCGGUACUUAAAAAAAUUGCCACGGUAGAAGGUUCCGGUUGGUUGCAACUUAAAGAAAUGGAACAAUAUACUAAGUCAAAGAUUCGUUCAAUUUUUCAUUGUAAUUGCCACAAUAAACCAUCAAUAAAUGCUCCAAAAAUUCUCCAAAAUAAUUUCGAUAUAGUUUCAAGUAUUCUUUGCUUGGAAUAUUGUUGCAGUAAUGUGAUGGAAUAUAAAGAAGCGGUACGAAAUGUUGUGGAUCAAGUAAAACCUGGAGGUUGGUUUGUGAUGGGUGGUGUUUUCGAGGAAACAUGGUGUUCAUUUGGUGGACAUAAAUUUAUGUGUUUUUAUCUUACCGAAAAUUUAUUAUUUGAAGCAUUACGUGAAGCUAAUCUUUUAGUAGAUGAUAAGGAAUCAAGCAUUUAUUACUGUGCCCAGGGCAUUUUCCUUAUUUGUUGUAAGAAAAAAAUUUGA